UUAAGAGUUCGAGGAAAACCAUGGGAGACUCCGAAGAUACCAACAAGAAAGAAUUUAAAGGCACAGGAUUGGAUCUUCCACCGUACAAGCAUGGAAAUUUGAUCAAUGCUUCAUCCGAUGAAAAUCUCCGCGAUAUUCUUCUUCGUAUUAAGUCCACCAAAAUUCCUACUGUUAUCAAUUAUGGAGCCUCAUGGUGCGGUGUUUGUAGCCAGAUCCUUCCUGCAUUUUGCAAGUUGAGCAACCAGUUCCCAAAGCUAUCUUUCGUUUAUACAAACAUUAAUGAAUGCCCUGAAACGAUGCAGAAUAUUCGUUACACUCCCACAUUUCAUUUUUAUCGAGAUGACAAAAGAGUGGAUGAGAUGUUCGGUGCCGGCGAAGAGCGGCUGCACGAUUGUUUGUGGUUAUAUUCAUGAUAGAAUUAUGUUUGUUUCCUGUCUUUGAGACAAUUUAGAUUAUGAAUGUCUGUCAUUGAAUAAAGUAUAGUAGCACAAAUGGUGUUCUUUAUUAGGAACAAAGUUUGAAUACAAUAAUAAUAGACAAUUUAUAUAGAAAAAAUCACAUGUUUCUUUAUUCUUA
This is a messenger RNA of Hibiscus syriacus, 576 nucleotides long. Its product is annotated as thioredoxin-like 3-3. The record is from RefSeq and is a predicted model, not a curated record. Lineage: Eukaryota; Viridiplantae; Streptophyta; Magnoliopsida; Malvales; Malvaceae. The coding region runs from base 21 to 413 and encodes 130 amino acids. The transcript is spliced from 3 exons.